AUGGUCUGUGGACUCGGGAAGCAGGAGCCACCAGUGGAUUCCCGCCUCGGUGGAUGGAUCUUGGAAAGGUGGGAAGGGGCAACGCCGGGCGUACUUGUAAUCCAUCAGACAAGGAAGGAGCAGAUGGGUGGAGAUGUCUGGGGAAGCACCACACAACAGCUGUUUCCUAUUUUCUUAUAG
Molecule: messenger RNA, 180 nt
Organism: Colletotrichum abscissum
Lineage: Eukaryota; Fungi; Ascomycota; Sordariomycetes; Glomerellales; Glomerellaceae
Exons: 2
Coding region: 1-180 (59 amino acids)
Source: RefSeq, a predicted model, not a curated record